UAAAUUUACUAUGGCUCAGUAUGGAAAUUUUGGACCAUUGAUUGGUGUCAUCUAUCUAAGCAAUACACAUUGUAAAUUUAUGAUUUUCUCAACCAAAAAUGCCGAAGUAUUGACUUUUCAUGAAUUGAAACUCAAGCAAAUUGUACACAAUGCCGGUUGGCUGGAAUAUGAUCCCAAUGAAAUAUGGAAAUAUACCCAGGAAUGUAUUGAGGUUGCCUACAAAAAUCUGGUCAUAUUGGAGAUCAGUCCGCAUGACAUCAUCGCAGUGGGUAUUUGUAAUAUGCGAGGCACCACAGUCAUGUGGGACAAAGAAACUGGAAAUGCUCUACACAAUGCCAUUGGUUGGACGGAUUGCCGCUGUACUUCGCUGCUGAAGACAUUGCUCAACAAUGUUAAACAAAAUGUUGAUUAUUUGAGGCCGCUGAGUGGCCUGCCAUUGAGCACGUGUUUUAGUGCUUUGAAAAUUAAAUGGUUACUUGAAAAUGUAACGGCUGUGAAAGAGGCUUUAGCUAGUGAUACAUUAUGUUUUGGGACCUUGGAUUCGUGGAUAAUGUGGAAUCUUACCGGUUCCGAAACCUGCGGUGUGCACUCAACUGAUGUAACAAAUGCACAAUAUACUGGCCUUAUGAAUAUACACACCAUGCAAUGGGAUGAAAAACUAUGUAAUUUUUAUCGAAUACCAAUGCAAAUACUGCCAAAAAUACGUUCCAAUUCGGAGAUUUAUGGUUAUAUUAUAGAAGGACCCCUUAACAAUACACCAAUUGCCGGUGUUAUUGGUGAUCAACCGGCAGCAUUAUUGGGUCAACUUUCGCUGAAUGUUGGUCAAAAUGUUUGUAACAUAGACGACAGCUGUUUUGUUCUAUUAAAUACGGGUGAAGAAUUAAUUGAGUCGGAAAACGGGCUGCUCUCAAUUGUCUCAUAUAAAUUGGGUCCCAAAGCCAAAGCAUGCCAUGCUUUGGAGGGUGCCAUUAGUAAUGCCGGUUCUACGGUACAAUGGCUUAAGGAGGGCCUACGCAUAAAUACCGAAAUUAAUUCCAAUGAUAAUGUCGUUGAGGUAUUGAAUACAUUUUUGGGUGAAUCAUCUAUGAUCUCAUCAUCGUGUUCCUCGAGCAUCUUAAAUGCUGAAUGUGGUGUGGCGGCACGUCGUUCGGAAAUAACAUUUGUACCUGCUUUUCAUGGACUAUAUGCACCCUAUUGGAGAUAUGAUGCCAGGGGCAUUAUUCUCGGUUUGACCAGUCAAACAACAGCCGAAAAUGUCACUCAGGCCGCCUAUGAAGCUACCGGUUUUCAAAUUCAUGAAGUAUUAGAGGCAUUCAAACGUGAUACCGCUGCCAAUUGGAAUUGGAAGGACAUAAAGGAGCGUUUAAUAUUCGGUGGCGAUUAUGCCGAGAAUACUUCGUUUGUACAGUUUAUUGCCGAUAUUGUGGGUUUUGUUUUGGAACGACCACAAACCACAGCGCCAUGUGCAUUGGGUGCCAUGAUUGCAGCCGGCAUCACUAUGAAAGUUGUGGAUAAAAACUAUGCACAAAUUGCCUAUAUGCCACCGGCCGAUGCCAUAAGUCCAACCACAACACCAAAUCGACGGGCAUUAUUAUACAAACGCUGGGAAUAUGCUGUGAAGAAAUGCCUCAGCUGGAAUAACUAUGAAACCUUUGAGGAGGACAUUGCCUUGUUUGCCCAACGUGAACGUGAUACAAAUCUGCCCAUACGUCGCUCCCUGCCCGGUAGUAUAUUUUUGACCAGUGCAUUUGUAUUCCUAAUCGUAGCCAAGUUUCUAAAUCAAAAAUAA
Molecule: messenger RNA, 1789 nt
Organism: Musca vetustissima
Lineage: Eukaryota; Metazoa; Arthropoda; Insecta; Diptera; Muscidae
Product: glycerol kinase
Exons: 8
Coding region: 11-1789 (592 amino acids)
Biological process (GO): glycerol-3-phosphate biosynthetic process; glycerol metabolic process; triglyceride metabolic process
Cellular component (GO): mitochondrion
Molecular function (GO): phosphotransferase activity, alcohol group as acceptor; kinase activity
Source: RefSeq, a predicted model, not a curated record